This is a messenger RNA of Oppiella nova, 414 nucleotides long. The record is from the annotation of a GenBank genome assembly. Lineage: Eukaryota; Metazoa; Arthropoda; Arachnida; Sarcoptiformes; Oppiidae.
AUGAAUAACCAACCCUCUGCUUCGAAUCCAGGAUCAAACACUAGUGACACAAGUCCUGCGGCUAAUAACGGCAACAACACUCCGAUCGCCAACAUGUCGACCAACUCUAAUAACAGCAGCGGGACGUCCAAUAGCCCGACGCCCAACGGAAACGGCACAUCCAAUUCCAGUGAGAAGAGGAGUUCACCCAUAGAUCAGUCCUUGUCUUCAAAAUAUAAUCCCAAACAUGUGUGUCGAGUGUGCAAUAAACCAUUCUCUAGUGGUUCCGCACUUCAGAUACAUAUGCGGACGCAUACGGGCGACAAACCCUUCAAAUGUCAAAUUUGUGGCCGAGCUUUCACCACCAAGGGCAAUUUGAAGGUUCAUAUGGGAACUCAUAUGUGGAGUAAUGGUUCCUCGCGAAGAGGUCGGCGA